AUGACGACAUUCCCGGAGAGUAUGUGCGCGGUGUCGUGUGAGUCGCAGCUUUGUCUGCUGUGCGAUACCCCCUACAUCUCCUGGACGGAGCACUCCCGCGAGCAUGCUCACGUGGCACGCUCGGUAGUGUGCCGUUUCUUUGUGACGCCAGAGAGAAGCGAGAGCAUCAUGCAGCACCUAGAGCGGCACAUCGCUCUGGACUUAAAGGAGGUGGAUGCCCUCACUGACCGCAAGGUAGGGCGGCGCCGCGAGCGUCUCCUCGCGGGCCUUGCGCACCUUGUCGAGAAGGGGGUACUGCGGGAUAGCAUACCCACGCUGCUGCGCUCAACGCCGGCCUGCGAGGGAGAUGAUACGGGAAGAGGUGCUGGCAUUAGCGGCGCGACGCUUGAGGUCAACUCCGACCUUUUUCUCAACCGUGUCCUCGUGGGGGAGGCGUUCCUGCGCCGUGAGGUGCUUGACCGAUGCGCGCGGCUGAUGCCGUCCCUCACAGCGAUGGAGCUGAACAGUGUAGUGACGUACUUGACGUCGACGCGUCAAGUGGCCCGCAUCUUUGAUGAGCUGUCGCUGAUGGAGCUUCUCGUGGCGCGUGCGGAGUCGGAAAGAGCUCCCGCGAACGUGAAUACCGCCACCGCUGCUGCCACUGCCGCCGGAAGAGCAGCAGAGUCAGCGAGCGUAGAGCAGCUGAGCGAGACAACUGCGGCACCUUUGCCAGACAGUGACGCGAGCACAGAGUCACCACCUGGGCAGCAACCCUGCUCUUCCACGCCGGCUGCCGCUUCUCCCUCUCCCCCACGCUGGAGCCUGUCCCGCGAGGACAAGGUGUCCAUCAUGUGCGCCUGUCUCGGCGAGCUGCACCGCUUUCACGAGCAGGAGCGGCCGCGCUCCGUCAUCUCGAAGGCAGCAGCAGACGCCAUUGUGCUGAACGUGCUUGCCGGACACGGACGCGAGAACCUGGUGUCGGAGCUGGUGCAUGAAACACUGCAGCGCAUCGUGGACGAGGGGACGGUGGUCUGGCGGCAGCACCAGGAGGAUGUGAAGCGGCGCGGUCGUUCGUCUGAGGCAAACUUGACAGGGGCGGCUCGAAUCAGCACACGGCGGGCACCUGACACGGACAGUGCGGUAUCCGAGGACUUGUGGUACGUGCGCACCGCGCCGCUGCCGUCAAAGCCGUCACCGCGGCCGGCGUCUCCGGCUACACUGGAUAGCGCCGCAGCGGAACAACUCGUGUCUUCUUACUUGCCCUUCAAUGAUGUUGAUCACCUUAGCGGCGCCGAGCCUGACGCCGCGAAAACGACGGCAGAAGCACCGUCGGGGUCGAAUGCGGACGGCACCUGCACCACCUCUCCAGAGUUCAUUUCCGUACUUCACACCUCGGAGAAGGACUGGGGGCCGCUCACGGCGGAGCUGAGGAAGCGUGCCGAGGAUUGGAGCCGGCUACCUUUUGCGCCUAGCACACCCGAGCUAAAAGCGUCGAAGCUGUCGCGCUAA
Leishmania mexicana MHOM/GT/2001/U1103 is the source of this 1488-nucleotide messenger RNA. Its product is annotated as RNA editing complex protein MP46. NCBI's taxonomy places the organism in Eukaryota, Euglenozoa, Kinetoplastea, Trypanosomatida, Trypanosomatidae. The transcript has a single exon. Bases 1 to 1488 code for a protein of 495 amino acids. The record is from RefSeq and is a predicted model, not a curated record.